AAUUUCAUCCAUUUGCUGCGCCGCAGGCGAAAUUUUUGAGCAUUUUAGAGUGCAAGGAGAAAUAUUUCCUCCAAGAUGAGUCGUGCUACCCGAGAUCCUACAUUUUUUCAUCCGGUUUUCAUCUUCUUACAUGGAACUUUUUAUCUUUUCCACUGAACUUUUCACAUUUUAAUCUCCUUAUAUUCCUCUUAAUCUCAAAUCCUUUUUUUCAAAAAUUUUGAGAAUUUUGGAUGUCCCUAAGUCAGAUUUCUUCUAUUUUUGCGCCGCAGGCGAAAAUUUUGAAAAAUUUUGAAGGCCAUGAAGCCAGAUUUCUUUCAUUUUUCACCGCCGUAGGUGAAAAUUCUAGAAUUUGGAAGCCAAUAAGCCACCUUUCUUAUUUUUUCAGCGCCGCAGGCGAAAAUUUUGAAAAUUUCCGAAGGCCGUAG
Messenger RNA from Meloidogyne enterolobii, 425 nucleotides. The record is from the annotation of a GenBank genome assembly. NCBI's taxonomy places the organism in Eukaryota, Metazoa, Nematoda, Chromadorea, Rhabditida, Meloidogynidae.